ACCUACUCAACGCCCGGUUGCAUAAUCAACAUGGCGGCAAAGGUAGCCGACGAUGUCGCCAACUUGAAGUUGGACGACUCCAACACCAAGCCUGCCAGCGGCGCGGCAGAGAACGGCGACAAGCCCACCGGCGACGCAGAACACGAAGAUUCGGACGAUGACAACGAGGCAGAGGAAGGCGCUCCUGAAGCCGGCGAGGGAGCAGCGAAAAAGAAGAAGAAGAGAAAGCCCAGAAAGAAGAAGAAGGCUGGAGCAGCAGGCGCUGGAGGAGCAAAGACGCAGACGGCACCACCUCGCGUACGCAUCGAUGAAGUCUUCCCCAACGACUCAUAUCCAGAGGGCGAGAUCCAAGAAUACGUCAACGAGAACGCUUACCGAACGACCAACGAAGAGAAGCGCCACCUCGAUCGCAUGAACAACGACUUCCUCACCGAGUACCGCAAAGGCGCAGAGAUCCACCGUGAAGUCCGACAAUGGGCCCAGAAAUGGAUCAAGCCUGGCAUGGGUCUGACCGAGAUUGCAGAGGGCAUCGAAGACUCGGUCCGCGCAUUGACAGGACACCAAGGCCUAGGAAACGGAGAUGCGCAAAUUGCAGGCAUGGGUUUCCCAACUGGUCUCAGCAUAAACCACUGCGCGGCGCAUUACACGCCUAAUGCAGGCAACAAGAUGGUCGUCAACUACGAGGACGUCAUGAAGGUCGAUUUCGGUGUACACAUCAACGGCCGCAUCGUGGACAGCGCCUUCACCCUGACCUUUGACCCCGUAUACGACAACCUCGUCAACGCAUGCAAGGCUGCCACCAACGCUGGUAUCAAGGAGGCAGGUAUUGAUGUGCGCAUGAGCGAUAUCGGUGCUGCCAUCCAGGAGGUCAUGGAGAGUUACGAGGUGGAGAUCAAGGGCGAGAUGCUGCCUGUCAAGUGCAUAAGGAACCUGAACGGUCAUUCCAUCGGACACUACACCAUUCACGGUGGCAAGACCGUCCCCAUUGUCAAGGGCGGGGACCAGACUAAGAUGGAGGAAGGCGAGACUUUUGCUAUCGAGACAUUCGGUAGCACAGGAAAGGGUUACGUCCGCGAUGAUAUGGAGACAUCGCAUUACGCCAUGAAGGCCGACGCACCCAAAGUCGCCCUCCGCGUCUCAUCAGCAAAGACACUACUCAACUCCAUCACCAAGAACUUUGGCACUCUGCCUUUCUGCAGGAGAUAUCUUGACCGCAUGGGUCAUGACAAGUACCUCUUGGGCUUGAACAACCUGGUCAGCGCGGGCAUCGUGGAAGCGUACCCGCCGCUGUGCGAUAUCAAGGGUAGUUACACGGCGCAGAGUGAACAUACUUUUGUGCUUAGGCCCACGUGCAAGGAGGUGCUUAGUCGUGGUGACGACUACUAGAUGAUCGGAAACGUUUGCUAAACGAUUAGUCUUGGUUUCGGGCAUUAUGAUAAAAACUUGGUGUCAAAGCACGACACAUACAUGCUGUAAUGGUAUACCAAGGGGGGUACAUGACGGCUUUUAUGUCGAGAGAUACGAUUCAUGAAGUCAGGAAAAAAAAGGUACAAGACGAAAUGUGAAAUAUGAAAUGCACAAACCAAUCCAUCCUCGCA
Molecule: messenger RNA, 1598 nt
Organism: Pyrenophora tritici-repentis Pt-1C-BFP
Lineage: Eukaryota; Fungi; Ascomycota; Dothideomycetes; Pleosporales; Pleosporaceae
Product: Map, Methionine aminopeptidase
Biological process (GO): proteolysis
Cellular component (GO): cytoplasm
Molecular function (GO): metalloaminopeptidase activity
Source: RefSeq, a predicted model, not a curated record